AUGCAGGAAUGUUCAUAUUGUGCACUUAUUGCUGAAAAGUUUGUGCUGACUUCACCAGAGAUAUUGGCUGGGAAAGGAAUCAGCCGACUUCUGGUUUGCAGAAGUGAUUCUUUGGUGUUUCGAAGAGAAUCUCGGGCUUGGAGGAGGCCAGCUAUCAGAAUCAGGAGUUACAUGGAUAAGUCUUGGAUUCAUCAUCACACUAGGGGAAGUGUAAAGUAUUUUGAUGGCAUACAUGACUUCAUUGAUGUGGCUAGGCGUCAUGCAGAAGUAGACGGUAGGUCCCGAUGUCCAUGUCGUCGUUGCAAAAAUAGGACUUAUCAUCAAAUUGAAGAAGUUAAGCAGCAUCUCUUGAGAAAUGGGAUGGACAAGGGGUAUACUAAUUGGAUAUAUCACGGGGAGGCUCGUCAAAGCAACAAUAAUGUUAAUAUUGAUGCUAAUGUCAGUAGGGAAAAUGUCCACGAUGAAGAUGGAAAUGUAGAUAAUGUGUUUGAAUUGUUGGAUAACAUACAAAUGGGAAACUUCACUAAUGCACCACAACAAGAAGAUUCGCCUGAAGUUGAUGUUGGAGGAGGAAGCUUUGAUAGAUUGUUAAAUGAUGCACAAUGUGAAUUGUGGCCAGGUUGUGAAAAAUACUCUAAGUUGUCAGCGAUAUUAAAGUUGUUCCAUGUGAAGGUUACAAGCCGAAUGAGCAAUAAAUCAUUUGACAUGAUGCUUGAUGCAUUUAAGGAUAUGCUUCCCGAUAAUAAUGUGUUACCAAAGUCUCAUUACGAGACUAAAAGCUUGUUACGAGACUUGGGUCUCGGAUAUGAUUGUAUACAUGCAUGUAAACAUGAUUGUGUUCUAUUUUGGAGGGAAAACGCAAGUAAAGAAAAUUGUCCACAAUGUGGUGAAUCGAGGUAUAAACCUCACGAAGGUAAGGGUAAGAAAAUCCCUCAAAAGGUUCUCCGGCACUUCCCAUUGAAAUCAAGACUUCAACGGUUGUUUAUGUCAAAGGAUACAGCCUUAGAUAUGCGGUGGCAUAAGGAGAAACGUGUGAAGGAGACAAAUGAGUUAAGACAUCCAGCUGAUUCAAAAGCUUGGGAAGAUUUUGAUAGUAAGCAUAGUUGGUUUGCUGCUGAUCCUCGUAAUGUUCGUGUUGGAUUAGCAACUGAUGGAUUCAAUCCAUUUGGAAAUAUGAGCAAUGCGUAUAGUAUGUGGCCUGUGAUGAUUGUGCCUUAUAAUUUGCCACCUUGGAUAUGUAUGAAGGAGCCAUAUAUAUUUAUGUCGUUGCUUAUUCCUGGUCCAACAUCGCCUGGUAAUGAUAUUGAUGUGUACAUGCAACCUUUGGUUGAAGAGUUAAAAGAAUUGUGGCGGGAUGGUGUGAUGACAUAUGACGCGUACAGUAAAUGUAACUUUAAAAUGCAUGCGGCAAUGAUUUGGACCAUUAGUGAUUUUCCCGCCUAUGCGAUGGUAUCUGGAUGGAUGACAAAGGGUUAUCUAGCAUGUCUGAUUUGUAACAAAGAAACAUGUUCUUGUUUUUUGAAACACGGACGUAAGAUAUGCUACUUGGGAAGUCGUAUGUUUUUAUCGUUAGAUCACAUUUUCAGAAACCAUCACAAGCAAUUUAAUGGCAAAAGUGAAGACAAAGGGCCACCAAAGCAGUUGACGGGUGAUGAUAUUCUAGAACAACUUAACCUCAUACCCGAGGUUAGUUUCAGAAAGGGGCCAAAUAAAAAGAAGCGAACUCGUGAGGAAUUUGAACUUAACUGGACGAAGAAGAGUAUUUUCUUUGAACUACCUUACUGGAAGACCAUUUUGUUGCGGCACAACCUGGAUGUUAUGCAUAUAGAGAAAAAUAUAUGCGAUAGUGUGUUGGGGACAUUAUUGGACAUUGAAGGGAAAACUAAGGACACAUUCAAAAGUCGGUUGGAUUUAGAAGCAAUGGGGAUUAGAAAAGAACUCCACCUGAGACGUAAUGGUGAAAAAUUUGAGAUGCCACAAGCGCGCUACACAUUGUCAAAGAAUAAUAAAAGACAACUAUGUGAAUGGCUAAAAUCAGUUAAGUUUCCAGAUGGCUAUGCAUCGAACAUAAGUCGGUGUGUGAAUGUUAAUAAUUGUAAGAUAUCUGGAUUGAAAAGUCAUGAUUCACACGUUCUCUUACAACGUCUCCUCCCUAUUGCUAUACGAGGAUUCUUAAAUUCAGAUAUUUGUAACACAAUAGCUGAGCUUGGUUUAUUCUUCAAGGAAUUGUGUUGUCGAACUGUCAAAGUGGAUGUCUUAGAGGCAAUGGAAAGGGACAUUGCUGUUAUACUAAGUAAGUUAGAGAUGAUAUUUCCUCCGUCAUUUUUUGACAUUAUGGUGCACUUGGCUCUGCAUUUGCCGCGUGAAGCCAUCAUCGCAGGCCCUGCACAAUAUCGAUGGAUGUACCCGAUUGAAAGAUUUUUGCAUACUCUCAAAUUGUACGUCCGCAACAAAGCACGUCCGGAAGGGUCCAUUGCGGAAGCUUACGUGGACGAUGAGUGCCUCACAUUUUGUUCAAAAUUUCUUGGAGGGAUUGAGACAAGGUUCAAUAGAGAAGAAAGAAAUAGUGAGGGGAACUACAACAAUAAUUGGUCCACAUUUUAUGAUCUAAAGCAAGUGGUUCGACCGAUAGGAGCACAAAGUUUGGACAUAUUGCCCCGUGCGGACAUAGAGAUGGCCCGAUUGUACGUUUUACAGAAUUGUGAAGAUGUUUUGUCAUAUGAAGAGUUCCAUACUAAGGAAAGGGAGCAAAAUCGACGAACACAGAAUAGUGGCGUGUUAGUGAAAGGAGAAGACCAAGAUUACUAUGGUGCCCUAACAGAUAUAAUUGAGUUAAGAUAUCCUCUGGGUAGAAAAAUUUUUCUUUUCAAAUGUGAUUGGUUCGAUGUUAGGAUUGGUACCGGUGUACAUAAAGAUACCUAUUUCACAAGUGUAAAUGUAGCCAGUAGAGCGUACAAAAAUCAGCUGUUUGUGUUAGCAAAUCAAGCAUUGCAAUGCUUCUAUGUCAAAGACAAUAAAUUACAAGGGACGUGGGAGGUAGUUCAAGAUAUAACAAGUAGAAGCUCGUUUGAUGUACCUAAAAAAGAGGGUGAAACAGGAGUAUAUGAUGAAAUGCUCAACACUACAGCAUACCAAGAGAGCGAACCAAGCAUCGUGGAUGGAGUUGUUGAAGCGGACUUGGACAUGGAUCCAUUCCCUUUGAACAGGGACGAUUUGGAGGGUGAAACUCUUGAUGCUGAAAUGAUUCAAAAAUGUAGGGGUGAAGCAGCCAUUAAUGAUGACUUUUGGGAUGUUGAGAAUGAUGAAGCUCUUGACAUUCAAUAUAGUUCAGAUGAGGAACCAGAAUUAAUGUCUGAAGAUGAUACUGAUAUGGAUGACAUGUGA
Cornus florida is the source of this 3384-nucleotide messenger RNA. RefSeq lists its product as uncharacterized. The transcript has 5 exons. The coding region runs from base 1 to 3384 and encodes 1127 amino acids. The record is from RefSeq and is a predicted model, not a curated record. NCBI's taxonomy places the organism in Eukaryota, Viridiplantae, Streptophyta, Magnoliopsida, Cornales, Cornaceae.